AUGUCACCUAAACGACGUCUCCGGUCAUCCAGCCAAGAUGCACAGCUGCAUUCUGAGGUUGGAGCGAGCAAAUCACCCUCUCCAAACACUAAAGUGAUACUGAACUUGAAAAAACUUGGCAUUACAAACGUCAUCGACCAUCUCAAAACGACCAACCUCAACGAAGUGAAUGGAUUGCGCAAAACGCGCUCCAGUAUUAACCCAUCUGAGACGACGCCUCAUUUUCCCUGUGAGCCGAGCACUUCCACUAAACUGACUACUGAGGAGAAGGAUGCGGCAAGGGCUACACCAGGAAAGGGCCGAUGGCCUGGAUCUACACCCAAAACGACUCGAAAGUACCAAAAGAAGCAGACUCUAGGCUUGAAUACCGAUUCUGCACUUUCCACACUCUUGAAGGCCUCAAAAUCGGGUAGAAAGCGAACUCACGACCAUGACUCGGAAGAAGAACAACAGCCCAAGAGGAGACAAGGAAGACCCUCCAAAGCAGGAAGAAAGAGCAAACUAAUUGAGAUUGAAAUGAUGAAUGGUCAUGGCGAGACGGAAUCAGAGGAUUCUCAGCAGCAAAAUGAUGGAUGCAAAGUUCCUGGAUGCGACUCGAACGGUCACCUGUCUGGCGCAUUUCCAACUCAUGGCAGUCUGGACACCUGUCCAAUUUUUCAUAACCAAACUGCUGCAGAAUGCGUUGAGAGAUAUCGUAAACGCAUAAAGUCUAAGCUGAAGAAUACUAAAUCGCCUAGUAAAUCUCCAAACAAGUCUUUGAGUAAAUCGCCAAGCAAAACUCCCAUUAAAUCUCCAAUCAAGUCACCGAGUAAAAUUGUGCCACGCAACUUGGAGACUGAUCCAGAAUGGAAUGCACUCAUGGAAGAGAGGAAAGCAGAGCUACUGGACACCAGCCUCAAUGAAGCCAAUGAAGUCAUGUCUACAAUUACCACUAGUCGUCAACAUAAACUUGAUGGUUUUGCUCCGAGCCUCGAUCUCCAGCUCUUCCUAGAUGCUCAAUCUCGAACAGCAGAACAAUUUCAUCUAAACUCAGCGCUUGAACUUCAACCUGAAAACCGACCUACCUCGCCCACUCGUCACUCGGGCGUCGAGAGUAUCGUCUUUGGAAAGCAUCAGAUCGACGUUUGGUACACCUCGCCGUACUCUGAUGACUUUCAAAGCUGCCUGAAGCUGUACAUUUGCGAGUUUUGCCUCAAGUGCAUGAACUCCUCCCGAAUCUUUGAGCGACACUCUGCCAAGUGUACGCUUAGGCACCCGCCCGGCCAAGAGAUCUACCGAAAGGGCGACAUUUCCUACUUUGAAGUGGACGGCAACAAGCAGAAAGAGUACUGCCAAAACCUGUGUCUUCUCGCCAAACUCUUUCUCGACUACAAGACGCUGUUCUUUGACGUGGAGCCCUUUCUCUUCUACGUCAUGACCGUCGCCGAUAGUAAAGGCAUGCACCUGGUGGGCUACUUUUCCAAGGAGAAGUUCUCCGCAAUGAACAACAAUGUCUCCUGUAUUCUUACACUUCCCACAUAUCAACGCCACGGAUAUGGCCGAAUGUUGAUUGAAUUCAGUUACCUGCUGACCAGAGUCGAAGGAAAGGUCGGCUCACCGGAGAAGCCACUGUCCGACCUGGGGCUCAUCUCCUACCGAAGCUACUGGAAGCACGCAGUGAUGGAGUACCUGAGCGUCUACGAAGGAAAAGACAUUACUUUGAAAGACAUGAGUCAGCAGACGGGAAUCAACUCCACGGAUAUUGUCUCCACCUUGCAGCUGAUGGGCCUGCUCAAGUACUGGAAGGGCAACCAUCUCAUUCUGGUGCCUCCAGAGGCAAAGAACCAGUUUAUCGCCGAAGUGAAGAAGAAGCGAAAGCUGUACUCCGACAAGAUUAUCGAUCAAAAGUAUUUGCAGUGGUCGCCGCCGUUGACCUUGCCGAAGUAUCCCCCUGUAAAUCGAUAG
Molecule: messenger RNA, 1944 nt
Organism: Rhagoletis zephyria (snowberry fruit fly)
Lineage: Eukaryota; Metazoa; Arthropoda; Insecta; Diptera; Tephritidae
Source: RefSeq, a predicted model, not a curated record